AUAAAAACAAGAAAUGAGAAAUAGUUUUUAAUUUUAAGUCUAUUUACGUUAUUAAUUAAAAAUAGUAAAAUAUGGAUGUUAACAUACGUGGGAAGAGUAAAAGUUUACUUAAACUUAGAAAUCUACGACUGAGUUUGAAAUAUAGGCCUGAAAUUUUCAAGCUAAUUUUAAAAAUGCGACUAUGUUUAAGAAAAAAGAAUUUUAUUAUCACUCGAUUAAAGAAGCAACUUAAGCUAUUGAUGAAUAACAAAGUGACAUCGUCUCUUGUGCAAACUGACGAUAUAAUCCUUGAGUUCAGUAAUGGGGAGUCAGAUCCAACAUCUAUAAUAGACAAUGAUAAAAUACUGUCCGAUGUUAGUACACAGACUAGUAAACUUCAAAUUAAGGAAACAAAGGAAGAAACAAACUCCGAGGAAAAUUUAGAAUCAAAGUUGUCUGAAUGGAAAUUACAAGAUGAAGAAGAUAAAGGAAAAAGUAUAGCGGAUCAAGUGAAAGAAGCUGCACAAUCUGCAUUAAAUGAAAAUGGAAUGGUAUUUGUAGAGUCAGCGGGAAUGUACUACGAUUACAAGACAGGGUAUUAUUAUAAUAGUGAGCUUGGUCUGUAUUACCACACAGACACUGGAUGUUACUACUCUUAUUCGGAUGAAAAGAAAAAUUUCGUAUUCCAUUCUUAUCCGGAUAGAAGUGCUGAAAUUGAAAAUGCUCCUUUAUUUAAGCAUGUCUUAAAGAAAGCUAAAAAGCAUAAAAAGGAAAGAUCUAAUAUUGAUAACCUGACGAAAAAAUUAUCUCAGGAUAAAGAAGAUGAUGAAGUCAGCAAGCCGAAAAGAAAGAAGAUUAUGAAAACGAAAAAGAAAGAGGUUAAUAAAGAUGUUGAAAAACCUGUAAUGAAUAUAGAAGACAUAGAGAAGGAAAACAUGCUCGAUGAUGGUGAAGAUUCACAGAAAGAAGUGAAGGAUGAAUUAGAAGAUGGGGAAUGCAGUGAAACGGAUUGUGAAGAGCUUAGUGAAGUUGAUGAUGUAGAAUCAAUCAUUAGUACAUCAACUGCUACUGAUGAUGAUGACUCAAUAGCAAAGCAUCAUCCACCCUGCAUGCGGUUGGUAGUGCGUGAAACUAAUGUAAACAAACUGAAAGUUGGCAGUUUGUUUGUUAUAACAAAAGAUGGCGGCUCCAUUGGCAGGGAAGGUGAUCAACAUGCUAUUGUCAUCAAGGAUAAUAAUGUGUCAAGGAACCAUUUGGACAUUAGAUACAAUUUAGAAAAUAAGGUUUACAUGGCUACGGACUUGGGCUCCAAAAACGGAACAAUAUUGAACGGGAAUCGAAUGUCAGAAAGUCAAGAUAUUAGCACGCCAAUGGAGGUACUUCAUGGUAGCACAUUGCAAUUGGGAGAUACGAAGUUGUUAUGCCACAUACACUCCGGGAACGAGACAUGCGGCCAUUGUGAACCGGGACUUCUUAUAGAUUCUGAAGACAAAGAACGUAAAGUGGCGUACACGCGCACCUGCAGCGUUCAAAAGCAGCAUCAGUUGGAGCUGGCGCGUCUCAAGAACAAGUACGCUAAGCCGCCGCUCGCCAUCGAGAGCGAGGCGUACAACGACCGCGCGCAGGCGCGCCGCACCGCCGUCGGCUCCUCGCACUCCGCCGAGAAGACUCAAUCCAGUGAUAUUAACACGUUCAUACCAUCAGAGAACAAAGGAUUCAAACUGUUAGAGAAGAUGGGCUGGUCGAAGGGCGAGGGUCUCGGGAAGGACAGCCAAGGUGACAAGGAGCCCGGACACAAUAAAACUAUCUGCUUCCUGCCGGCAUGUGAACCUCGGGCGCAUGUUACAUGUGCUCGGGGCUGUAAUCAAGGCGGACUCGCCAUCAUUGCUGCUAAUAAUUGCUCGGCAGACAUCUCGCGAUUUUAAAAUCGUUAGUCACUGGUAAAACGAUGAUUUCCUUUUGAUUAUUUUCCUUUCCAUUUUAAAGGCACAUACAACUCUAUAUUGCAAAAGUUGAUGACAGUAUCAAACCGCAUAUAACAUUCGAUCCGACUUAACUUUAUCGGAUUUGCUUAACGACGAUCUCUUUUUUCCGAAGCGGUUACCGAGCUUUUUUGUCGUAUAAUAAGCGCCCUUGAAAAGACUUCAACGCUUAACUGACGCAAAGUUCAUUGAUCCAAUGGCAAUGAUUUCGAGCUCAGUUAAUGAGGUUAAUUUAAUGCUUGUAAGUCAAUUUUAAAAUGGCUAAAUUUUAAAAUUAUUUCAAUGAAAUGAAAGUAUUUAAUAUAAUCAUUGUGUUGUUAUUAGAUGUUAGAAUAAGUAUAAGGUGCAGAAGUGUUGGGCAUCCGUUGAGGUGCGCGAUGAGUAGGGCGCGUUGCAUUCCGCGGAGGCGGAAGGCC
Messenger RNA from Papilio polytes (common Mormon), 2377 nucleotides. RefSeq names its product angiogenic factor with G patch and FHA domains 1. NCBI's taxonomy places the organism in Eukaryota, Metazoa, Arthropoda, Insecta, Lepidoptera, Papilionidae. The transcript has 12 exons. The coding region runs from base 72 to 1904 and encodes 610 amino acids. The record is from RefSeq and is a predicted model, not a curated record. Gene Ontology annotation, molecular function: protein binding; nucleic acid binding.